This is a messenger RNA of Drosophila willistoni, 884 nucleotides long. Its product is annotated as serine protease 1. Gene Ontology annotation, molecular function: serine-type endopeptidase activity. The record is from RefSeq and is a predicted model, not a curated record. Bases 8 to 823 code for a protein of 271 amino acids. Lineage: Eukaryota; Metazoa; Arthropoda; Insecta; Diptera; Drosophilidae. The transcript has a single exon. Gene Ontology annotation, biological process: proteolysis.
AUUCAACAUGAAGCUAUUAGUGUUCCUGAUUUUGGGUGUGGCCGCCGCUAGCGCUGUGCCCACUCUCUCAAAGAAGCCUGUGCCCAUACAGGAGCUGCAGUCCAAUAAGAUCCAAGGACGCAUCACCAAUGGAUAUCCGGCCUAUGAGGGAAAAGUUCCAUACAUUGUUGGUUUGAGUUUCAUCAAGGAUGGCGUGAACACCUGGUGCGGUGGCUCUAUCAUUGGCAACACCUGGGUGCUGACUGCCGCUCACUGUGUCAACGAACGCGAAGCUGUGACCAUUUACUUUGGUGCCAGUUUCCGUCAUGAAGCCCAGUACACCCACUGGGUGGGCAGCAACGACUUUAUCCGUCAUCCCGAUUAUCAAGAUAAUUUGAACAAUGACAUUGCUCUGAUUCGUACUCCUCAUGUGGAUUUCUGGUCUCUGGUGGAUCGUGUUGAAUUGCCCAGCUACAAUGAUCGUUACAAUAGCUUCGCUGGUUGGUGGGCUGUUGCUUCAGGAUGGGGUGCCACCUGGGAUGGUGAAGGCAUGUCCAACUACCUGAACUGCAUUGAUGUCCAGAUUAUUGAUAACAAUGAAUGCCACAACAUCUUCGGUAGUUAUGUCAUCGAUAAUACCAUCUGUAUUUCAACUGUUGGCGCUACCUCCACCUGCUACGGUGACUCUGGUGGCCCAUUGGUCUUGCAUGACGGCAACAAGUUGGUGGGCAUCACCUCCUUUGGACACUGGGAUGGCUGUGCUGCCAGUCAACCGGCUGGUUUCACUCGUGUCACUGGCUACUUGGACUGGAUUCGCGAUAACACUGGCAUUGCUUACUACUAACAUUUUUAAACCAAAAAGAUAUAAAAGAAGUAUAUCUAAUCUGCACUUAAAAAAACUCAAA